Molecule: messenger RNA, 652 nt
Organism: Trichoderma harzianum CBS 226.95
Lineage: Eukaryota; Fungi; Ascomycota; Sordariomycetes; Hypocreales; Hypocreaceae
Exons: 3
Coding region: 49-366 (105 amino acids)
Source: RefSeq, a predicted model, not a curated record
AGACAAUCAACUAAAGCCUUUUCAACAAUCCCAGCUAUUAUUGUCAUAAUGAAGGUCACUACUGUUCUCUCUAUUCUCGCUGUUGCUUCCAGUGCAGCAGCUGAAGGUUGUCGGCGAGGAUUAACUUACUGUGGAAGCAGUCUCCUUGCACACGGCAACUACCAUGAGCAGAUCAACGAGGCCCUUAAGAGGGGAGGAAAGCCAACCGAUAGCCAUCAUAUUCUUGACUCGCUAUUCUUCUGCACUAGUGACGAAGAUUAUGUUGUAUGGGAGGCUAUUUGCAAACCCAGAGAGUGUUAUGAUGCCGGCCUUGGGAACUCUGAUCAUUGUAUUGGCGACCCCGAAGAGGAGGCUAAAGAACUUUAAAUCGCCGACUUAAAUAAACUGAGAGCUCAAAAGUUCAAAUCAAAACCACGAUCUUGGGGUAUGGAGCUCUGUAGCGUGCUCAAUAGCCAUCGGGGAAGAAAUACGCGAUGUUUUAUGGUGCCUUGUUUGACGACCGUCUUAUUAUAGGUUUUCCCCGAUGUAUUUAGGUUUUCCCUAUAUAUUUAUGUGAAUACAAGGACGGUCUGCGAAACCUCACUGCCGAAGCCCUUAGGAUGUAGUGACCCAUAGUUAAUGGUAUCCUCAGGCAUAGUACUUAUUCACUGAC